This is a messenger RNA of Marasmius oreades (fairy-ring Marasmius), 1559 nucleotides long. RefSeq lists its product as uncharacterized. Lineage: Eukaryota; Fungi; Basidiomycota; Agaricomycetes; Agaricales; Marasmiaceae. The coding region runs from base 59 to 1291 and encodes 410 amino acids. Gene Ontology annotation, biological process: rRNA base methylation. Gene Ontology annotation, molecular function: 23S rRNA (adenine(1618)-N(6))-methyltransferase activity. The record is from RefSeq and is a predicted model, not a curated record. Gene Ontology annotation, cellular component: nucleus. The transcript has 10 exons.
AGCGGUUGGAACCAAGUGCACAACAGCCCACAACUUACCCACUACUACGUCUACCAUUAUGCAUCCCCGUAAUAUCUAUCUCCAAACGCCCGAUUUCCGUCAGCUUGCUACGUCCUAUCCGCCACUCCAAGACUUCUUGCAACCUCACUCCAAUCUCGUCGACUUCCAGGACGAAGAAGCUCAGAGAUGCAUUACCGAGGCAUUGCUUUAUCGGGACUUUAACCUCAAAGUUCAGCUACCUAAGAAUCGAUUGUGCCCUCCGGUUCCUAACAGGUUGAAUUACAUUCUAUGGAUUCAAGACAUUGUUCGAGCUUGUCAAGUUGUAACCGGAGAACAGCCAGUAACGGGGGUCGACAUCGGUACAGGUGCUUCUGCGAUAUACCCUCUGCUAGGGUGUCGUUUAAACCCUUGUUGGAACUUUGUGGUCACAGAACUGGAUGAGUUAUCAGCGAAAUAUGCACAAAAGAACGUCAAAGCAAAUAACUUGAGCGACCGGAUUCAGAUCGUGAUGGCUAGCGUGCCGGGGCCGAUUCUUAUACCUCUUUCUGAUACUUCCCAAACCUUCGACUUUACGAUGUGCAAUCCCCCGUUUUAUAGCAGCGCCGAAGACGUUGCCCAGUCUUUGGAAGCAAAAGAGUUUGGACCGAAUGCUGUCUGCACAGGAGCAGCGGUGGAAAUGUUCACGGAGGGCGGGGAAUCAGCCUUCGUUCAAAGGAUCGUGAAAGAGAGUGUAGCCUUCGGUACGAGAUGCACGUGGUACACCUCCAUGUUCGGCAAGCUUUCUUCAGUGGGAGAAGUCGUGGAUACCCUGAAGGCAAAUUGUAUCGACAACUAUGCGGUCACGGAGUUUGUGCAGGGACAAACGCGAAGAUGGGCAGUAGGUUGGUCUUUUACUGAUAUCAGACUCCCAGACACUGCCUCACGCAUCUCCAACCCCAACGCGUUUAUCCAACGCUACUUACCUCCUCACAAUACCAUUCGUCAACCCGCAAAAACAAGCAAUAAAGUAGUCGAAGAUGCGCUCCUAGCUAUCCGCGGUGUAUCAGUUGAGAGUUGUUCCUCUCACUUUCUCGUCAAUGCUUCAGGCGAUACAUGGUCCAGGACAGCUAGGAGGAAACAGCGUAGAAGGAUGGAAGCGGAGGUAGAGAACAGUCUUCCCGAAAUGAUAUUGACAUGUUCAAUCACUAUUUCCGGUGAGUACGUAGAGUUUCAGUGGGUCCGAGGAAGAAAUCGGUCCCUUUUCGAGAGCUUUUGUAGUCACGUCAGUAGGAAAAUUGCAUCCUCUCGUUGAACCUCUCCUUUAGACACAUCGCGAUGUUUUCCGGUGUUUUGCUAUGUUCUUUAUCCUGGUUACUGGCAAGCAACCUCGUGCUUCCGCAAGCGGCAAAGCCGUUUCACCAGGGUUCUUCUACAUUCUUAACGACAUAAACGACUUCAUUAGAAGGUAAGCUUGUUCCGUACAUUACACGUGCCGGUGGGAACGAAGGUGAAACGUCGUUCGCUCAUGUACUAUUGGCUGACAUUGGCAUUGUGACCAGAAUCCUUCCCAUUCUCGCCGA